This is a messenger RNA of Mesocricetus auratus (golden hamster), 5890 nucleotides long. It is a transcript of the gene Disc1, whose product is annotated as DISC1 scaffold protein. Lineage: Eukaryota; Metazoa; Chordata; Mammalia; Rodentia; Cricetidae. Gene Ontology annotation, biological process: cilium assembly; neuron migration. The transcript has 14 exons. The record is from RefSeq and is a predicted model, not a curated record. The coding region runs from base 56 to 2587 and encodes 843 amino acids. Gene Ontology annotation, cellular component: intermediate filament cytoskeleton; centrosome; microtubule.
CCCACCACCUCCUGCGGCCGCCAGCGCCGCGGUCACGGGCGCAGCAGGCGGCACGAUGCAGGGCGGGGGUCCCCGGGGCGCUCCGGUCCACGGCCGGAGCCAUGGCGCAGACAGUGGGCACGGCUCACCGCCUGGAGCAGCCCCUCAGAGGCGGCGGCUGACACGGAGACCAGGCUACAUGAGAAGCACAGCCAGUUCCAGCAUCGGGUUCCUCUCUCCGGCAGUGGGCGUGUCAUGCCAGAUCUCGGCAGGGCUGACAGGCCAGGAGUCCCACUUCUCACAGACCAAGGCUGGACAGUGUGGCCUCGACCCCAGCGGCCGCUGUCAGGUGGUGGGCAGCCCUUUGCUCAAGAGCUCGCUUGCCCCUGCUAUGGCCCCUGUGGGCCACUUGCACCCAGACCAGAGCUCUAUGAGAGAAACACCAGUGUGCUUUGGGGUUCAUUCCAGAAAAGGCAACAAACUACCUGAGAGGCUGACCAGGCCAUGUAGGCCUGGGGACAGUGGAUGUUGGCAAGAGUUCUUAUCUCCGGACAGCUCUAAGUCCCUGGCCCCUAGCCUUGAUGUAGCCUCGAGUGAGGGCUCAAGAGGCCUGAAGACUGUGAAGCCUCUGGCAUCACCAGAGUUGAAUCACCUUGCUGACAUCCCAGCUCUUCCAGGCUCUCAAGAUGCCUUUACUUCCAGCUUUAGCUUCAUCCGACUCUCCCUUGGCGCUGCUGGAGAACGUGGAGAAGCAGAAGGUUGCCUACCGUCCCGAGAGGCAGAAUCCCUCCAUCAGAGCCCCCAAGAGAUGGCAGCCGGAGCAUCCAGUUCAGACAGGCCCCAUGAGGACCCGCGACAUCUCUGGACCUUCAGUCUUCAAGCUACUCCAGGUUUGGUGACAGGGAGCAACAGCAAGCCUGAAGGGGGCAUGGUCUCCUACUCGGACACUGGCUUCUCUUCCCAGGAUCUGCCUUCAGCCAGUGGGUGGGGCGACCAGGGCAGCGGCUGGGCGGAUACCCGCGGAUGGGAUGCUCUGCUCAGCGAAUGGGAGCCCGUGCUACAGGACUAUCUACUGAGCAACCGCAGGCAGCUGGAGAUCACUUCCUCAAGUUUAAAGCUUCAGAAACUUCAAGAAAAAGCGGUUGAGGAUGGCGAUUAUGAUAAAGCAGAGACACUGAGACAGCGAUUGGAAGACCUGGAACAGGAGAAAGGCCGCCUACCCUGGGUUCUGCCUUCACAACAACCGGCUCUUGACAGCUUUUUGGGCUACCUGGCAGCACAGACCCAGCUGGCCUUGCAUGGAGCCACCCAAAGGGCUGGCAGCAAUGGCCCAGAGGCCCCACUUGAUGGAGAGCCAAGGACCACUGCCCAGGACAGUCCACCUGCAUCCAUCACCAGGCGGGACUGGCUUAUUCGAGAGAAACAGCAAUUGCAGAAGGAAAUCGAAGCUCUCCAAUCAAGGAUGUCGGCGCUGGAGGCAAAAGAACAAUGGCUGAGCCAAGAGUUGGAGGAGCAGGAGACACUGCUCCAGUGGCAGGGCUGUGACCUGAAGCCACUGGUGGCCCAGCUGUCCCCAGGCCAGCUGCAGGAAGUCAGCCAGGCCUUGGGAGACACGCGGACCUCUGCCAGCCAGGCUCCUUUCCAUGUGGAGCCACCUGAAACCCUCAGGAGCCUCCAGGAAAGGACAAAAUCACUGAACUUGGCUGUUAGAGAAAUCACUGCUCAGGUGUGCUCAGGUGAGAGGCUGUGCAGCUCUCUGAGGAGGAGACUCAGUGACCUUGACACCAGGCUGCCUGCCUUGCUGGAAGCCAAGAUGCUGGCCAUAGCAGGAAGUCACUUCUGUACAGCCAAAGAGCUCACGGAGGAGAUUUGGGCGCUGUCGUCAGAGCGGGAAGGGCUAGAGUCGCUCUUGGGCAGGCUGCUGACACUCAGCUCCAGGAGUGUCAGCAGGCUGGGCAGUGUCAAAGAGGACUACAUCAGGUGCAGACAGGACCUGGCACUCCAGGAAGCCGCCCACAAAGCAAGUGUGAAGGCAAACGCUGUGAAGUACACGGAAGUGCUUGAGAGUCAGCUGCGCAGCUGCAGGUGUCCACUGCUUGCAAGAGUGUGGAAAGCCGACUUGGAGGCUUGUCAGCUGCUGCUGCAGAGUCUGUGGCUCCAGGAAGCAGGCAUCAGCCCACAUGCAGAAGAUGAGAAGCAGGUGGACAGCACAGAAGAGGCCACCUGGACAGCCACCCUGGCUGCCCAUCCCAGACCCCAUCCCGAAGAGGAGAAGACCCCCUUGCAGGUGCUCCCUGCAUGGAACACUCAGUCAGCCUCCUUACCACACCGUGCUGGAGGCCAACAGAAAGAGGAAUCUCACGUCAUUUCUGCUGAAGUUGGAGAAAAAUGUGAAGCUAUAGGCAUGAAGCUCCUGCACCUCGAGGAUCAACUUCAGAGGGCGAUCCACAGUCACGAUGAAGCUCUCUUUCAGUCUCUCCAAGGGGAGCUCCAGAUGGUGAAGGAAACACUGCAGGCCAUGAUCCUGCAGCUCCAGCCAACAAAGGAGACAGGAGGAGAAGCCACAGCUUCCCAUUCGACAGCUGGUGUUCAGGAAGCACAGGCCUGAGUGUGGUCUUUCUCCAUUCAAGAGCCUCUGAAGGGGACAAACCUGAGAUGGCCACUGCACCUGUCACGUCUGUCUAUGGGCACUCCAAUGCCUUAUGCCCCGGAACCUCAGUGUCUCUUAACUGCCCAGGUCACUUCCCUGGGGCUCUGCUGUCUCAGGAGACUGCCACAGGGCACUUUCACAGUACCUCCUCAAGGUGCCGCCUUUGUGUUCUCCAGCCAUGACUACAGCUCAGAAAGCCCCCCUUCCCCGGCCAGAGGCUCCAGAUCUUUCUGAGAUUCAGGCCUGGGAGGUGGGAAUGUGGGGUGGGUGCAGAUGGAGACAGGUGCCGGUCUCCCCAGUUCCCACUGAACCUAUUAUUCCCUUGACUCCAAGGAGUCACGGUGAGGAGCCACUCAGGUCCCUGUGAAUUGCUCCUUGGGCCCAGCUGAGGCUCCUGCCAAGGCCACUGCAGCCAGGCUGUUCAAGUGGGCUCAAGGGGUGUACUAAGAAAGUGUGCUAGCUAGUUUCCUGUUGCUGUGAAAAACUAUCUGGCAACUGGAGGGAGGCGGGGAAGGAGGGCUCGCUGUGGCUCAUGGUUUGAGGCUAUAGUCUACCACAGUAGGGAAGGCAUGGCAGCGGGAACAUUAGCAAGCUAGUCACACUGCAUCCUCAGCCAGGAAGCAGAGAGAGACAAAUGUGCUUCUAUCUCUUCCUCCUUUGGAUUCAGCACAAAAUCCCAGUCCAUGUGAGACGCCACCCACAUUUGUGGUGGGGUUUCCCUCAGUUAAAUCUCUUUGGAAACAUUCUUCACCCUUACAGACUUGCUUAGAGCUUUACAUUCUAGGUGAUUCUGAGUCCAGUCAAGUUGAUAAUGAAGAUAAACUACCACAGGAGGACACCUCAGAGACACAGUCUGUUUGAUGAGAACGGACAUUAUAACUCCUGCUCAAGAGCCACAGAUCAACUCAGCUAGCCACCCUGUGAGGGCUCACCAGCCUGCCAACUCCUACCUAGCUUCCAUAUCCCCAAAUCCAACGGACUUUGUAAUCUCCAUGUAAACCUGUUCAUCCUCCCACUCUUGGGGUACAUUGUGCUGUACCGCUUGGGAUGACCCUCGUGCACCUGUGUCUUGGAGAUCAAGCCCAACAUUCUUAGCUGUUGAGCCUAGUGGAGUCUGAUGUGUCUGCCCUGGAAGGCCUCUCUCUCUCUAAGGUGCUCUGCCUACCUCUCUGUGGACAGGGAUGGAGAUGCUCCUACCUCUGUCUGGGCCCAUGGGUCCACAGCUUUUAACUCUUCCUAAUCACUCUGCCAUUUCUGGAAGGCACCUGGUGCUUCUCCAAGCCUUCCAUGCCGAGGACCACUUUGCCUGCUUGAAGACACAUUUUGCAUAUCUGAAUAAGAAAUAUGUUUAGUUUGUUCCCAGACUUAAUGUUUUUAUAGUGAACCAAAUCCCUGAAUCAUGUACAAUUGUGCCUCUGAAAGUCUGGUGAACUAGUUAUAUGAGUCCCAGAGCCCCUCAAAUCAUUGACUUAAUUCUUGUGGAGCAAAACUUGAAGUCAGGAUCACCCCUGUUGCCAAGAAUGUUCUUAACUUUGACACUUGAGAAAAGAUGCUUCCCAGGCAACAAGGUGCAUGACAGUCACUGCUAGCCUGAGUGUUUUAUGUGAUUCAAACAUCACUGUAACAUUCUGUGAGGUCAUGAUGCAUUUGAAAGUUUAAGGGACUGAGAAAUCACUGGAGUCCUCAGUACAGGGAGGGACAGCUGAGACUCCUGGGCAAACAUUGGUAUCAGUGUCUGGGCGGGUGAGCGACACCUCAGUCACAUGUUGUCCCACACCUCUAGGCAUCCUCUGGUCUUGGAGCACCAUCCAGGUUCAGUGUCGAAAUUCUGGUGUUUCCUGUGGCCACACUGUCUUCUCAUGACAACCUUUCUCUCAUUAGCCUCUUGAGCCCCAGGAGAUCCAGGACCUGUGGAUCCCCAAACUAUAGGACAGGACAGGUCUUUACAGAGCCACAUACAAAUGCCAAGGGAUGUUGGGGCUUGUGUUUAGACUGUUAAGAGAUGAUCAAGACCCCAGCAAAGGUAUGUGUUGAAAGUAACAGUUUAUCCUCUUUAGAACAAAUGACACCAUCUCAUUCUUCCUUAUGACGACAGUACACACAUACAUCUUAUAAGUAUGCUAUAUUUUCUUAUAGUCUCAUCUAUUGAACUGAUUUCAUAACCCAUCCAUGAGUAGUGUCUGAUUUCCCUGUGAUGCUCAGCAGGGGAGGAAGUGGUACACGGCCACCUUGUUGGAAAGCUGGACCUCAGAAGGCAGCCAGCUUGAGCAUCUUCACUGCCUCAUCACUACCAGGUCUAGCUCUUGAAACUUCAUGGUAUUGAUCACCCGCUGAAUGAGGUUAAUAUGUCGCAAUCGAUUCCAGGUUUGCUUUCCUUGGUAACGAGGCUGGCUCCCUCCCCAGGAGAGCAUGUGGAGGGCCACCACUCGGAGUCCUUCACAGACAGUCCUGCAAUGGCACUUCAGCCUGAAGAGGUAGACUCUAUAGAUGGUGCUCAUUAGCCUCAGGAAGGCAGAGUCCCCUUCCUAAGGUCCAGAGCUGGCUUCAAAGUAGGGCCAUUGGGAAUCCUGACCACCACAGGCAGCUGUUCCUAACCGAUGUCCUUCCUAAAGUGCCUUUGAUGUCCUCUCUGCAUUUUGAGCUAUAAAACUCAUUCACCAGCUAAAAACUAUGACUACCCUGUGAAUUCUGCCUGAGAGUGAAAGACACUGAACUCAGAGCAACUCAGAACCCCACACCCCCAGCAAACCCUACUGUGUAGCUGGGUUCUGAUUGGCUGCAGCAGUCCCAACCUUUAUCCAUUGUCUUUUCUGGUAACCCCAAAGAUCAUCCCGGGAACUGCCACUCAGCCUCAUGUUAGAUGGGUUUUCUGGAAGCUUCCUAUGUAAGUGGCGCAUCUCAGAACAAGUCCAUUUACUAUGGACAACAUGAACAACAUGUACAUGUGUUGUGGACCAUGGCAACUACACAUACAUUGGUCAGCACCCUCUUGUGUACAUCAUUGACCUUUAUUUUUAAUACCACCACUUUAUUUGAUCUUUGAAGUUUGUCAUGUAAGUUAUUGCUUUAUUAAUGUCCUGAUUGCUAUGUGAAAUAAAAACUGGUAUCCAAGCGAUGGUGCUCCUUGGGGUCAUUUUGUAUUCUGGAGUAUAGAUGAUAAGAGUGGGUCAGAUUGGUUCAUCUCACCUAUCUGUGACAAGAUAAUCAAUUGUGUUGAUUUUACAGGAACCCAAGUGUUUGCAAUAAAACCGUCUUGUAAAA